AUGGUGAAACUUUUUGGAGGAAAUUAAAAUUUGGAUGUUAUUUUAAUAAAAUAUAAAAAUAAAUAAUAUUUUGAUAACAUGGGAGGCUUUUGUACAGGUGGUAAAAGGAACAAGCAGAAUCCACUGUAAAAUAUGAUGAUAAAUUAAGUUUGUAUUUGUUGAAGGAAAGACCUUUAAGUACAUUGUUGGAUAUGUGGCCAUCAUCAUAUUUACAAAUGCUUAAACAGAAAUAUUUGGCCGUGAAUCCGAUAGAUGGUAUGGAUCAUUUCAAAUUCAGAACUUUGUUUCCUAAGUUGAAAUCAUAAAGUAAUAAGUUUAUAGGAUUAGGAAAACUCGUUGCAUGUCUUCAAAUGUUUUGAUUUUGAUUAAAAUGGCAGAAUAGAUUUCAGAGAACUCUGU
This is a messenger RNA of Paramecium octaurelia, 399 nucleotides long. NCBI's taxonomy places the organism in Eukaryota, Ciliophora, Oligohymenophorea, Peniculida, Parameciidae. The record is from the annotation of a GenBank genome assembly.